CGAGGGAUGCGAAAGGGCAAAAAUGUGAAAAUUUGACCUAAGCAGAGAAGCGAAAUAAGUAAAUUGAGAAAAAAGAACUGCAACAACGACGUUGACGGGUGGGAGAGAGUAUAUAGAGAGGAGAUUGGAGUCGGCUUACUGUCAGUGAGUUAGUGAGAGUGCCGUGUUAUUCGUCAGAAGUUUACUUCCAGCCGCCCUGGACACGAGAAACCGCAAGUUAUUCGGACAAAAAUGCAGCUCGUCGCAAUCAUCUUGCUGGGAUGCUGCGUGGUCGCCCACUCAGCUCCGCUCUCCGACUCUUUGGCGGUGGAAAAAGUUCCGGGUUUCGAGGUGGAGAGAAGUUUCACAGAAUCCGAGGGCGCACAAUUGUCCGAAAACAGGAUCGCGAGGAUGAAAAGAUCCGGCGGUGGAUCGGGAGGAUUUUUGUCAGGAAUCGGGAGCGCUAUUCUCGGCAAGGUUGCCGAGGCAUCGAGCGGUGUCAGCACCGGAAGUAGCGACGGAAGCAGCAAAUCGCAUCAGUACGAAUCCGUCGAAUAUGGACCGCCGGUGCACGACUACGACGAGAAGAACUUCGACGUAUGGUCGUUCAAGAAGGCUAUACUGAACACGCUCUUCCAAGCACUGAAAGCGAUCGGCGGGGGUGUGAUCGCCCUCAAGGGAAAGCUGAUCAAGGGGGGCGGAAUAAUAGUAUCGGCAAAGGGUAACAUAAUCAGCGCGAAAGGCGAAGCGAUAACUACCCUCGGUCGUCACAUAGCCUCAAGUGCAGUUUUGACGCCGCCGAAACCGGUGCACAAUUACCACUACGAACCGCCGGUCCACGUUCCAGUUUCAGGUCAUGAUUCCUACGCUGGUCCACCGCCCAGCGCGUAUGGUCACCAUGGAGGAUACGCGGCUCACGCAUCACCGGACAGCAGCUACGGUCACACGGCGUACGCAUCGCCAUCAGACGACGCAGAUAAUCCGGGACUGGUGAUAGUAAAACCGGCCGAAGACCCAGGAGUACUACCGGCUAGCGAUCAGGACGAGGACAGUUCGCCGUAUCCGGUCUACAAGCCGGAGUCCGAGGAACAUCAUCAUCAUCAUCACGAAGUCGAGAUAAUCACCCCGAGACAUCCGCAGCUUUCGGCACUCUCGGAGAGCUUCGGGGGCUACCAAAAGGACUCAGGAUCAGGAGGCGGGAUCGGUGACCUGGUCAGCCAGAUAUCAGCCGCCUCGAGUUCGAAUUCCCAAUCGGAUCAGCAUCACGAGGAACACCAUGAGGAACGCCAUAAGGAACACCAUGAGGGGUCCAACCACCAGCACCACCACCAAGAAGAUGGACACGCCGAUCCACCGAACCUGGACUUCUCGUCCUUGGCACUUCCGGCUCAAUUCGGUGGCCAACACUUCGGCAAAAGUCCUCUCGAGUUUGGAAUGGCGCCAUUUGGGGCGGGCCAUCAGGGCCUGGAUGACGGCUUCGUGAUGAUGAUGUUCCCGAAGCCAUUGGUCGAGGUUCCCGUUCUCCACUCGCACGGUCCCAGGGGUUACUUACCACCAUCGAAGAACUACAUUCAUCAUGAAUUCGGGAGCCUCCAUGGUGGUCCGCUUAAUUACGGACCCCUGACGAAGAGAUCCGGUGUAAAAGCAUCGAAAAUUGGGGAGAUAAGAAUCGUUCCGUCGAUCGGUUACGUGUUGAAAGAUUCGCGGGCUUUUAGAGGGUAGAGAAAUUCGGUUUGGCCAGAAAAGACGAUGGUUUUUACAGGUCAUGUUUUCGGCAGGGGAUGAA
Messenger RNA from Diprion similis, 1765 nucleotides. RefSeq lists its product as uncharacterized. The coding region runs from base 232 to 1701 and encodes 489 amino acids. NCBI's taxonomy places the organism in Eukaryota, Metazoa, Arthropoda, Insecta, Hymenoptera, Diprionidae. The record is from RefSeq and is a predicted model, not a curated record. The transcript has 5 exons.